UUAGUUUAGCAAUAAUAUUGGGCUAUAUCCUAUAUAUAGACAUCACUACCUGCUCUUUCUUGCACAUAUCAAACACAUACAUCUGUGAGAAAAUGAGCAGCUUUUUGAGGUUGUUUGCUACUGCUCUUCUAGUGAUGAUGCUUCUGUUCUCCACUGGAAUGGUGGCUGAGGCAAGGACGUGCGAGUCGAAGAGCCACCGAUUCAAGGGAAUCUGCGUGAGAAAAGCCAAUUGUGCGGCGGUGUGCCAGACAGAGGGUUUCCACGGCGGCCACUGCCGGGGCAUCCGCCGCCGCUGCUACUGCACCAAACACUGUUAAGUGUUACCUAAAAUUUUAAAUUAGUGACUGUUUACUACUACAACGUAUGAGUGUAGCAGUCUGUCAAGGAUAUAUGGUGUUUUGAUGCUUUUGCGUGUGAUUGAAAAUAAGAGAACUUCUCAUCUGUUUCUAAGGAGGAGUUUUAAUUUCUUUUCGUGGCUUUCCGUUUUAUGUAAUCUUUUGCGUUUUGAGUAUGCAUGAACUACUUCAUUUCAAAUUAUAAUAUGGCAAGCUAUUUUGUUGGAGCUUUA
Messenger RNA from Salvia hispanica, 568 nucleotides. RefSeq names its product defensin J1-2-like. Gene Ontology annotation, biological process: defense response. The record is from RefSeq and is a predicted model, not a curated record. Lineage: Eukaryota; Viridiplantae; Streptophyta; Magnoliopsida; Lamiales; Lamiaceae.